UGGCUGACAGGAAACCUGCCGCCCUGCCGGCUGCCCGCCAGUGUCUCUGGUGUUGGCAUCGGCUCGGGCAGGUGUGUGGGCUCAGGAUGAGGUGGCCGCAGUGAGGAUCCCCCCUGCUCUCAGCUGUUGGAGGAAGGCCCUGGUUGAUCCCAGUUUUACAGAUGAGAAAAUUGAGGCCAAGAGACCCUGAGAUACAGCCCUGCAGGAAGAAGAGCGGCCCGGAGUGGACAUGAGCGCAGACACAGAGCUGCUGUGGCCGGGGGCGGCUCUGCUGCUGCUGCUGGGGGCAGCGGCCGGCCUGUGCGUGCGCUGCUCCCGCCCAGGUGCAAAGAAGUCUGAGAAAAUCUAUGAGCAGAGGAGUCUGCAAGAGAAUCAGCAGAGCUUUGCAGUGGCCCGGACCUACACCUUGGUCAGGGAGGCCUGGCCCGGGGACACAGCCUCCAACAUGGAGUUGACAAGGAAGGACAAGCUGUUGCGGUUCUCCCCCAGCCUCGAGGAUUCUUCAUCCCCCAGGUACCAGUACUUCAGCAAAGGAAGCAGACCCAGAUCAGAGGAAGCCUACAUAGACCCCACCUCCACGGACUAUUACAAUUACGAUCCGUUCCAGAAGCCCGCGGAAGAUGACGAUGACACCAAUUCCUAUGAGAACGUGCUCAUCUGCAAGCCAAAGAGAGUGGAAUCAGGGGACGAGGGGUCUGAGGAUUAUCAGAACUCGGCGUCCAUCCAGCAGUGGCGGGAGUCCAAGAGAGUCGUGGAGUCAGCCCUGCGGGAAGCACCGCUUUCCCUGGCAGGAAGCCCAGACGAGGACGGGGAGCCCGACUAUGUGAACGGGGACGUGGCAGCCACCGAAGCCUAGGGAAGACCCGGAGGAAGGAGCCAGGGAACCAUUUAUCGCCUCCCCAGGAUCCCUUCUCCAGAGCCGCUCAACUUCUACACUCCCUACCGCUACUCCUGGGAGGGGCAUCAACGUGUCCUGAGGACCAGCCGGCUGGCCACGGGGCACCCAGCCCGGGAAAGGACAGUUAUGUGGAGCCAACCUCUGACCGGCUCCCACAGGCAAGGCAGGAGGAGCCCGGGGUCGGGAGGCUCUGGCGGUGGUCCCGUGACCAGAACUGAGGGCAGCCGCAUCCCCUCUACCCGCAUUGAAAACAUCAUACUACAUGGGUGUUCGUGUCCUUUUUUUUUUUUUUUUUUUUUUUUGGUUUUGAUCCCAAAUUGCUUACUAACAUUGGUUGCUGGGAUUUCGUGAUGGAUAAGCUUGUACAGUUAAUUUAUGCAGGUGGAGUCGUAUUUAAUAUUUUGCGUUUCAGGGUAGAGGUUGUGUAAUAAAUUGUCUCCUGUAAGCAUUACGUGUAAUUCAACAGUUGGGGGUGCCCCGGCGCUCCUUUCUCUGGGCCUCGGGUGACUGAAGCAGAGAUGAAGCCGCAGCUAACUUUGCGAGCCUCUGGCGGGAGCGUCCGCUGCGGGCAGACUGCGGAAGGGGCAGGCGGGGAGGAGUAGCCUGGGGCCCCGGCCAACGGGGCAGGGACACGACUGUCUCAUGGGACAGACGGGAGUCUGUGGGACCCUCUGCCUCAGAAAAGCCAGAAUCAGGGAGACAAAGCCUCCUCCGACCGAAACGUCUCAAUAAACAUUUCCAGUUUAAAA
This is a messenger RNA of Odocoileus virginianus texanus, 1647 nucleotides long. Lineage: Eukaryota; Metazoa; Chordata; Mammalia; Artiodactyla; Cervidae. The record is from RefSeq and is a predicted model, not a curated record.